Molecule: messenger RNA, 522 nt
Organism: Symbiodinium pilosum
Lineage: Eukaryota; Dinophyceae; Suessiales; Symbiodiniaceae
Source: the annotation of a GenBank genome assembly
AUGGAGGAGAUGCCACGCAAUCAAGAUUCAUGGAGCCGCAACUGCGGCUGUGAUUCUUUGCUGCUUGGCAACCGAUUUGUGGAAGGACUGUCAAAGUCCCACAAGGCCGCGCCCACAGAAUAUCAACUUUUGGGCGCCGUCCGUGACCGCUGUGCCCAGCGCCGCCCGGGCUGUGCAGCCCUGUGGCAGCGGGAGCUCAGGAAAGCACUGAAGUGUGCGGAGACAGAUCCGGAGGAUGCUAUCGCCAUCCUGUUAUCCACGGACGCCGAGGCUCUGGACCUUUUCUCUGAAACGCAGGAGAAAGGGAAGUGGCAGCCAAAGCAGCUGCUUCUGUUAGUGGCUCUCUCCCCCACCUCGCGGCAGCGCGCAAGUGCCGCUUGCGCUGACCUGGGCUUGACUAUGGCAUCCGUCCGCAUUGCAGACGGCAGCGGUCCGAGCGCGGCGGUGCUGCUGCAGUUCAUGCACUAUUGCAACGAACUCGCACCAGCGUUGCGAACUCUGCGGCGGCAUGCCUUGGCAGCA